CAGCAGACGUCACAGACGCCUUCACGACACGCACAUAACGGGACAAAGUGCGGCUGUGAUCCGGCUCUCGUCUGCUUUCUGACAACCCUGCCGCAGCUUCAUUUUUCCAGAGGAUAGCGGAAGUAAAACAAAGAACUUAGAAAGAUUUUCUCUGAAUUAAACAGAGGAGCACAAACGCGAGCAUUCUUCGGGUUUCCCGACAUCGUUUCCCUCUCGCAGGAAACUCGCCCUUUACGUCGCAGAGUUGGAUUUUUUUGUGGAUCUGUUUUAUUCAGGCGUCGAUUAAGAUCACAUAUCUGGCAACCCAGCUAUCUGCGGACUAUUAAGUGGAAAGUGUAAACAAACAAUUCAUAUUUCUGAAGGAAAGUGAACGGCGUUCGGUGCGCGCCGCCCACCGGAGAAUGACACGCGCGGCGUUUGGCGUUUAACUGACCCCGACUAUAACUAUAUUUCAGUGGAUUUUACCGGUUUUAAACAGUCAUGAUGUUCGCAGGAAUGAUCAGGGUGGAAAACAACUCAAAAACACACAAAACUGACACCGACUCCGGGUGUCACCGGUGCGCUUCUGUGAGGACAGGUGGUGUGAGUCCGACGGCGGCAGCGGGAAGCCAUUGCAGGAGGAGCUUCAGACGGCCGGGAUACAUGCGCUCAGAUAACCAGUCAUGUGACUCUGAACAAGAACAUUCACAAACCGUUUCUGGCUCGUCCACUAAUGAGAACAUUCAAAAGAGCGCUUUGAAAUUGCCCAGCAGCCCCAGUGAGCGAUGGCUUAAGGAGGUUUUCGAGAGAGACGACGGCCAGGAUUCUUCCGAAACUCACAGUUUGCGUGACGCUGAGGAAAAUUCCCCAAUGCCAUCGUGCAGCGUAUUCAAUUCCAGCUUCAGUUUCAUUCAGCAGUCGCUAGAAACUAGUGAUCUAUUAGAUGUGAGCACAAAGAAAUCUGUGAGCAAACAAUCUGAAUGGGACCGACUGAAGUCUGAAACGUCACACUCUGGUGCUUUAGAACCUCACACUGCUUUAGUAAAUCACUUGAGCCAAUCAGAGAUCGGCACUGUUCCGAUUAGCCAAUCAGAACACGAGGUUUUCUCAUUAAGCAAUUCACCUUGCUCCAUUGGCCAACAAAAAAGUAUUUUAUUGGACCGAGAGCUGUGGCUAGCAGACCUGGAUGUACAGAUUUCAUCCUUCAUGACGUCUUAUGUGAAAGAAAGCAUCCAGGACUCCGACUCUGGCUCUCUAGACACUGAAGUCACGUCUUCAUUCUCGAUUGACUCGUCAGACUCGGCCUCCUCGGUCACGUCCGGCUAUGACAGCGCAACCCCGUCCUCAGAGCAGAGUCGGGACGGUCUUAUAAAGAAGUACGAGGAUGUUCUGCAAGACUGUCUGCAGAACAAUCGCACAAACACCAAGAUCGAGUCCAUAAUGAUGAAGCUUCAGAGACUACAGCACAAAGCAGUUCUGGAUGAUGAUUAUGACACAGCCGAGCGUUUUGGUAAGAAACUAGAGGAGCUGAGGAGAGAGCGAGCGACGCUUAAGCCUGGUUUACCAUCCAGACAUCCGGAGGUCACUGGAUUUCUAGAGCGUCUCAGAACGGCCGUUCACAGCGUCAUCCACAGGACAGACACAGACUGCAGGCAAAAUGGUGACUCCAGUGACGAUCAGGGAUCAGGCAGCUCUCGGAGCCGGUUUCGAACACGAGAGAAACUGUUAGAGGAAAAACAGAGGAUUCAGAAGGAGAUGUGUGAUCUUCAGCGGAGGCUGCAGGAGCUGCAGGAGCGGAGCAGAUCUGUGGAGGAGCAGCUGGAGCUGGAGGAGCCCGUCCUGAGAGCCUGUGAUCCGGCUCAGCUGCGGCUGAUGGGUCGAGCGCUGGAGGACAUGAUCAGCUCUGAACACCGGGCUCAGAUCAGCGUGUCUCCAUCCGCAGAGAUCGUCAGACUUCAAGAGCAAGAGCGAGCACUGAGAUUAUCCAUCAAAGAGGCAACGGCUAAAGUGGUGAUGAGUCAGAGGCUGGGCUCUAGUCUGCGACGGAAGGUCAGCGAGAGUGAAACGCAGCUGCUGGCCCUUCAUGAGGCGAAGCUCACGGCCAUCUCAGGAAAUGACUUCAGCAGCGCGAAGGAACUAAAGGCAGAUAUCAGGAGCGCGUAUGGCGAGAGAGAUCGUCUGGAGGGGCUGGAGAGGAAGCUGAAGACUCUGAGCGCAGGAAGUGGACGGGAUCUGAGCCACAUGAAGGAGCAACACAACCAGAUCAAACUGGAGCUGCAGGAGAGAGAAGCCCAGUACGAGUGCAGUUUAAAGGAAAACACUCUGAAGUAUAUUGAGCUUCUGGAGGACAGACUUCACAGCUGUGGAAGUCCAGUGCUGGAACACAUUUGGGAGGCUGAUUUGGAGGCUUGUCAUCUCCUCCUGAAAGGCCUCGAUCAGCGCACCUCCAGCAUCUCAGAAACAGAGGAUCUUCCCUCCAUCCCUGGAUCGGGUUCAGAUGUCCUGCCGUUCACUAAAGAGGAAGCGGACUGUGCCAUGUUGACAGCUCUAGGGGGGCGCUGGUGUCCUGAGGCCGACCUCCAACACUCAGAGUUCACUAAGAAAUUAGAGGAGUUUCUCUUCUGUUUGGAGGACGUGUCUCCUGAGGAUCUGUGUGGAGAGACGACAGAGCUGACGGAGCGCUGUGAACUCAUCAGUGAGCGACUGCAUUACCUGGAAGAGCAGCUUCAGACCGCCAUAGAGCAGCACGACAAGGACCUCACUCUGUCCUUAGAGAAGGAGGUUCAGGAAGUGAAGGCUGCUCUUCAAGCGAUGCUGUCACAGCUGAAGGAGGAGGAAGAGGAGGAUGAAGACAAGUAUUGUGAUGUAGAAGAAGAACAGGUUGAAGACGAAGAGCUAGAAGAGGAGCAUUACUUCAGUGACAGCUGGGAAAUCUGAACAGACUCAUGGUUUAUAUUUAUAUUGUUUUCACGGUGCCUGUGCAAGUCUGUUUUCAUUCUGUCAUCUUGCACUGAGCUCUCACACUUAAAGAGAAUAGUUCAUCUUUUUCUAGUUUCAUUUACUUGCCCACGCGUAAUUUCAAAAGCACUGUACUGUACGUUUACUCUGUGCACUUUCAUUGAAAAAUUAAAUCUUGAACACUUCCAUCUAAGAUCAAAUUUUCGUUUCAUGCAAGUGAGAAAAUAAAGUGUUUGGAAUGGCAUGUGGGUGAGUAAAUGUUGACAGAAAUCAUUUUUGGGUGAAUUAUUUCUUGAUUAGAACCUCUAACCAUGUGCAUCUCGUCAGGAGUUGCCUUAAAAUAUAAAAUAUAAAUCAUGUUGCCAACCACUAUUUUAUUUUUAUUCUAAUCAGUUAGUGUUUAUUUAUUUACUUACUAUAUUUUGCAGCUGUUUAUUUGCUUUGACAUCACAUUGCUUAUUUCAUCACGAGAUAUUUUAGUAUAUUUAAACUGCAUGGCAUCCUAUUUAUUUAUUUAAAUUGCUUUGAUUAUAUCAUUAUUUCAGAAAAAACAUACAUAAAAAUCUUUAUGGCACCAAACUUUUUUUUUUAAUAUAGAUAUAAAGACUAAUGAACACCUAAAGCCUAAAUCUGAAGAAGUCAUUCAGACAGUGAGCUCAGGAUUGAAAUGUAGCUUUCUCAACUCUUUUACGCCGUACGACUGAACUCUGAACAGUGUUUUCAAGUUCAUGACAGACGUUUGUGGUGCUUUGAUAAAACCACUGUAUUUCAGCCCUGCUGAUGUUCUGUGAAUUAUAAGGGUUAUGUAGCAUUUAGUGCCUUUUUUAAACAUUUUUUUUAAUUGUCUCCUUAUUUGAAGUAGAGACAGGUGCUCUUUUUUAAAGUCUUAAUUUGUUUUACUUUUUAAAGAAAGCACUUUUGAAAUGUAAGCUGUUUUUGUCUUUGUUACCUGUGGAUUUCACCUGAAGCAAAAUGUCAUUUGUUUGUACUAAUCAUAUGAAUGUAUAUUUGCAUGUUCAUCUUCUGGUUUUACUCCCCACUAUUUUUUUUUUCAUUUUUUCCCCCCGGAACUUAAAUUGUUAGUAUUAUACAUUUGUAUUGUUUUUAAAUACAUUAGAUACCCCUGUUUAAA
Messenger RNA from Onychostoma macrolepis, 4069 nucleotides. It is a transcript of the gene disc1, whose product is annotated as DISC1 scaffold protein. Gene Ontology annotation, cellular component: centrosome; mitochondrion; microtubule. The record is from RefSeq and is a predicted model, not a curated record. NCBI's taxonomy places the organism in Eukaryota, Metazoa, Chordata, Actinopteri, Cypriniformes, Cyprinidae. Bases 481 to 2916 code for a protein of 811 amino acids. Gene Ontology annotation, biological process: neuron migration; cilium assembly. The transcript has 14 exons.